Molecule: messenger RNA, 1366 nt
Organism: Lineus longissimus
Lineage: Eukaryota; Metazoa; Nemertea; Pilidiophora; Heteronemertea; Lineidae
Exons: 2
Coding region: 600-1232 (210 amino acids)
Molecular function (GO): protein dimerization activity
Source: RefSeq, a predicted model, not a curated record
AGCAUCCUGACAUUUACAUGGCUGGAUGUCCAAUCCACCUGAUACAUAUUGCUGCAGAGAAAGCUGCUGCACAGCUUCCUUUUGUUCCAAUAAAGGUGGAUGAUGCACUUAUAGAUACCUACCAUUACUUUGAGAAAAUUUCCAAUCGCCUAGGGGAACUGCAGCAGUGGCAAGUGUUCUAUGAAGUCGACCACCGGACCAUCCUCAACCAUCCAAAAACAUGAUGGCUCUCCCUUGGUGUCAGCUUGGACAGGAUUCUUGAGAACUGGGAAGCCCUGAAGCAGUUGUUCAGGGAAGCAGUAGAUGCAUUACCUGAUGGUGCCAGUGAUGAGUGCAGGGAGAAAAGAGUAUUCACAUUCUACAAGUCCCACACCAAUAAGUUGUUAUGCCUCUUCCUCCAAAAUGCAAUAAAGGUCUUUGAGACAAUAAACACUCGUCUGCAAACACAGUCCCCACAGAUCCAUGUGCUGAGGCGAGACCUGCAUAAAUUAGCAAGAGACCUACUUUUACGAUUCAAAGAGCCAGGUGCUGUGAGAGGAAAAACAGUCACCGAAGUGAACUUUAAUACUGAUCUUGGGGUGAGAAAAAAUGAGGACGUGAUGAUUGGUGACAAGGCACGUGAUUUCAUUCAGAGAAAAGCUGAAGUUAGCUUGAGGGAAAAGAGGAUCGAAGAAGCCUUCACUGGAAUUAAGAACUUCUUCAAAGAGGCUGUCAAGUACAUCAUCCAAAAACUGCCGUUGAAUGAUGACCUCUUUCACCAUGCAGAGGUGGCCGAUGUCAGUAUUCGGACAAAUGCCUUGGAAGGAGAAGAUUUGCGGUACUUCUUGAAAAGAUUUCCAGUUCUGCUCCCACAAGGUGUUGAUGAGGAAACGGUGGAGAUGGAGUUUGCUGAAUACCAAGCCGAGGACAAUAUUCCAACAGGUGUGGAGGGGAUGGACAAGGUUUGGGUUAGGAUAGGUGCAAUGAAGGACGGUGCUGGAGUGCUGAAAUAUCGUAACUUGUCUCAUGUAAUGCUAGGAAUUUUGUGUAUCCCCCAUUCAAAUGCGCAGAGCGAGAGAGUGUUCUCUAUGAUCAGGCAUAAUAAAACGUGGAAACGAGGUUCCCUUGGGGAUGACACUGUGGAGGCUCUAAUGUUGGCAAAAUCAAGAGAUGGUCAAGCCCAUACAAGGGUUUACUCCAGUGACAAUUUAAAGCAUGUUAAGUCUGCAUACUAUCAAUCACUUAAGAAGUGAACAAGACUGCUCACACUGGUGACUGGUGAUGUCAUGGUGUCAUCCGGUCCAUUUUUCUCAUUGCUACAUAUGUGAAGGCUAAAGUGUGUCAAUGAUAAAGUAGUCCAAGGAUCGUUCCCAGAAUGUAUAGAAAC